UCUUUGUGGAUGGAAGGUUGUGGAUUUGUGUGUCUCAGUCUCGCGGAUCAAAUGGAGACAAAAAGCGAAGGAGUAAAGGAAGCGUCGACUUGAGAUUAGAAAUCGGGUCUGCUGAGUGCUGAGAUUAGCCGAAUCAAUGCCUGCAACUGCCAUACAAUUGAAUGCUCACAACCCCAUUAUCGUAGAACACAGAAUCUCACUAUCACAGCCAUCUGUGAAGAGCCUGAUUUACAGGAACAUCUUAUGUUCUUGUAUCGACUCUCAUGGAAGAAAUAAACCUUUGUGGAGUGCUUCAGAAAUAGCAGAAGCUGUGAACGGAAGAAUCAUAAAAUGGGGUCCCUCUGGAACAAUCUCCACAGAUAGUAGAACUCUGAAGCCAGGCCAAUGGUUCUUUGCCUUAGUUGGGAAAAACUUCAAUGCCCAUGAUUUUGUGAGCCCUGAAUUAUAUGGAAAAGGAUGUGUUGGUGUCAUAGGUAAUCAUGUUUGCAAAAAAUGGGAGAUGGGUUUUAUUCAAGUAGAGGGGGAUACUUCAACAGCAUUGCAGAAGAUGGCAAAGUAUGCUAGGAAGAGGUUCAAUGGUCGUGUGGUAGGAAUCACUGGAAGUGUGGGAAAGACUACUACAAGAACAAUGAUAACGCAUGCUCUGGAAACAAUUGGUUCAGUUUAUCAGACGCAUGGUAACCAGAACAAUCACAUUGGAGUUGCUUUGAGCUUAAUUGGCAUUCCAGGAAAUGUUGACACUGCAGUUCUGGAGCUGGGAAUGAGUAGUAAGGGAGAGAUUCUGGAGCUUGCACAGAUGUGUCGACCAUCGGUGAGAGUGCUUUUGAAUGUUGAACCCUCUCAUUUGGUGAAUUUUGGGAGCUUGGAGGAGGUUGCAAGAACCAAAGGGGAGAUUCUCUUGGAGGCAAACCCAGGGGAUAUCUGUGUUCUGAAUGCAGAUGAUCCUCUUGUUAUGAACCUUCCAGUCCCAGAGGGAGUUAAAAAGGUACUUUUUGGCAGGAGAAUAGGGUGUGAUGUUUGCUUAGUUCAGGCGGAAAGUACUAAUGGUGGUUGUGGAGUUCGAGUAAAACUGGAAAGUACUACUGAACAGGUUGAAUUUGUGAUUCCUAGUCCGGGUAUGCAUUUGGCAAUCAAUGCAUGUGCUGCUGCUGCAGUUGCAGUUACUUUCGGAGUUUCUAUGUCUGAACUUGGAGAGUCCUUAUCAAGAUUUUUACCCGUUCACAUGAGAGCUAAGCUUGAAAUUGCCCAAAAUGGCAUCAAAAUAAUUAAUGAUGCCUACAAUGCCAACCCCACCAGCACCAGAGCAGCAAUAGAUUUGCUAAAAGCAAUGGAUUGCAAUGGCAAAAGGGUUGCUAUUCUUGGAGAUAUGCUAGAACUUGGUCCAAUGGAAAAAGAGGCUCAUGAGAUUGUGUUGAACCUCUGUUGUGAUGCCCAUCUUGGUCUGGUAGUAUUGAUUGGGAAGAGAUUUCUAGCUGCAGCUGAGAAUUUGAAUUUAACUAGGAAGAUAAAUUUUAUGUGCACACUUGAGGUAGAAGAGCUUUCACUAAAAAUUGCAAAAAGGUUAAGCAGUAGCGAUAUUGUUUUGGUGAAGGGUAGUCGUGGAUUGCAAAUGGAGAAGGCUGUUGCUGAAAUCAAGGCCAUGCAUUUAGAUGGUUCCUGUUAAACUUUUCUCAGCACUUUAUAAUUGAAAAUAGAUGUUCUCAAAUAUUUUUCAAACUUCUGGGUUGGCUCUUAUUUUACUAGAUUUCAGAGAAGUGUCUGUAUUAAGAGUCUUUUGAGACAGUCUUUUAGGCUAUGUUAGAGCUGGAAAAUGUUUGGCGUGGUGGUAGUAAAAUAGAAUAAAAGAUAGUUGUGAUUUUCAGUUGUUUAUACUUUGUUUUGAGUGAUUACUCAUCACCCUUCAUGAUUGUAAUCUUUUAUUCUAUUUGAAUGAAAUUUUCUUCUGCA
Nelumbo nucifera (sacred lotus) is the source of this 1947-nucleotide messenger RNA. RefSeq lists its product as uncharacterized. Lineage: Eukaryota; Viridiplantae; Streptophyta; Magnoliopsida; Proteales; Nelumbonaceae. Gene Ontology annotation, biological process: cell wall organization; biosynthetic process. The record is from RefSeq and is a predicted model, not a curated record. Gene Ontology annotation, molecular function: ATP binding; UDP-N-acetylmuramoyl-tripeptide-D-alanyl-D-alanine ligase activity.